This is a messenger RNA of Ceratosolen solmsi marchali, 1852 nucleotides long. Its product is annotated as synaptic vesicle glycoprotein 2B. Gene Ontology annotation, cellular component: membrane. The coding region runs from base 165 to 1712 and encodes 515 amino acids. Gene Ontology annotation, biological process: transmembrane transport. Gene Ontology annotation, molecular function: transmembrane transporter activity. The record is from RefSeq and is a predicted model, not a curated record. The transcript has 12 exons. NCBI's taxonomy places the organism in Eukaryota, Metazoa, Arthropoda, Insecta, Hymenoptera, Agaonidae.
AGCGCGCACGAGGAACGAAAAUCAGUGACGAGGGACGUUUUUCGGCUCGCGCGCUUUUCCGACGCGACGAGUAGCGCUGCCCACACCGGACGCACCGGACGCUCGCGCCACCUUCGCCUCGCGACACCGUGCUGCAGGACAUGCGAUGAAAUCGCCUAAGAAACAUGACGGCAAGUAAUGACCAAAAGUCUGAGUGCGAGGAAGGACCAGUGGAUUUCGAGCGGGCGAUCCUACUCACAGGCAAUGGGAAAUUCAAUUACUUGGUCCUGCUGACGUUGCUGCCCGUAUGUUGGGCCAACUUCUAUGCCUCGACAUCGAUAUCCUACGUCCUGCCGUCGGCGGAAUGCGAGCUCAAACUUAGUAUGCUCGACAAGGGUCUGCUCAACUCCAUGUCUUUUGCAGGUAUGAUUAUAACGUCAUUUGUAUGGGGUUUUAUUGUGGAUGCAUUUGGUCGCAGAAAAAUCAUGGUAUACGGUUAUCUUUGUACUGCCAUUUGUACUUUAGCCACUAGUUUUAGUCCUGCGUCUUGGCAGUUGAUCCUCUUCAAAUUCGUGGACGGUAUUGUUAUAUCCGGUCCAUACGUUGCCUUACAAUCGUACAUGGCUGAGAUCCAUAGCGAACAUCUCAGAUCUCAAAUGUACAUGUGGAUGGGUAUGUUUUUUGCUCUCGGCAACAUCUCCCUAUCGUGUCUAGCUUGGUUAAUUAUUCCUCACAAAUGGCAAUGGAGCAUCAUCGACGGGUGGAUCGAACUUACAUCGUGGAGGUUAUUUCUUGCUUUUUGUACGAUACCAGGUUUGCUUGCGAGCUUCGCUUUGUACUUUUUACCAGAAAGUCCGCGAUUUCUCAUUGCCAAAAAACGUCAUGACGAUGCACUCGGGGUCUUUAAAAAGAUCUACGCAAUUAACACUGGAAAAAAUCCAGAUACUUACCCUGUUAAGUAUCUCGAAGAAGAGGAAUCGAUAAAAAUAUCGGGAAUUAGCUUUAAGCAAACUCUUAUCGGUAGUCUUAAGCAAAUACAACCAAUUUUUCUACCACCAAAUGCUGUUACUCUCGUAUUAACAGCUUUCAUACAAUGCGGAGCGACAAUAGGGUCAAAUACUUUGAGGCUUUGGAUGCCUAUGCUUUUUUCAAUGAUUGAAACCUAUGACCAUUUACAUGCAGAUGGACCAACCACUAGCAUGUGCAAUAAGAUCGAUGAGGUGAUAUUUAAGAACGUCACAGUUAUGCAAAACGAAACGUCCGGCGAUAUUCCUGAAUGUACAGAAAAUGUGGUCAAUGCAACUGUGUAUAUCAAUUCAAUUGUGAUCUCGGUUGCAUCAUUUAUAGGAUACCUGAUUGCCAAAAAUCUAGUCAAUAAAAUCAGCAAGAAGAUUUUAAUGGUCGUAUGCUUCAUCGGGGCUAGUGCUUGCUGUGGUAUUCUGUAUUGGGCGGAAGAUUCUAAUGGAAUCCUCGCUAUAUCGUCGGUAUUCGUGGCGCUAUCGAGUAUCGGUGGGACAAUUGUAAAUAACGUUGUUGUUGAUACGUUCCCCACGGCUUUAAGAACUAUGGCUCUUAGUGUGACGAUGGUUGUAGGCCGCAUGGGGGCUGUUGUUGGAAAUUUAUUAUUUCCCGUCCUGUUCACUCUGGACUGUUUAGGUCCUUUUAUUAUGAUAGGAUCUGUUUGCUUAAUGUGUGCAACGUUAGUGUUGGUUUUACCACGGGAAAAGUUAUAACUGGAAAAAUGAGUCACUUUAAAACCGACAAUCAAAGAACAAUCACUUAGAUUUAAGAAAUGAACAUUACACGUUAUUGAAAAGAGUGUAUUUUGCGAAUAUUUUUUUACGAAAGCGUAUUUUUCGUGCGAUAUUUUGUA